AUGGAUGUACCCGAAAUGGUCGGUUUCUAUAAAAUUUUAGAACCAAUUGGUCAUGGAGGAUUUGGCCAAGUAUAUUUAGUUAAAUCCACUGAAGAUGAUCAAUAUUACGCUAUGAAAAUUGAGAAAUUAGAUUCAAAAAUAAAAUCUCUCGAGUUUGAAGUAACAGUAAUUAAAAGAUUACACAAUUCAGACAGAUUUCCUCGCAUUUUGUCAUCUGGCAAAGAAGGAGAUUUAAAUUAUUUUGUAAUGGAAUUAUUCGGACCAUCUUUACACACAAUAGCUGAAUGGAUGCCAUCGGGCUAUAUAAACAGACUAUACAUUUAUCGUCUUGCUGAUGAAAUGCUUUCAUGCAUUGAACAUUUGCAUAAAAAUGGGUAUAUUCAUCGCGAUAUCAAACCACACAACUUCGUAUUACGAUUAAAUGGAACUUUCCCAUUAGCUCUUCUUGAUUUUGGAAUCUCCAAACAGUAUAUUGAUCGAGAUGGAAAUCAUCUUCCUGCAAGAGAUUCAGUUCACAUUGCCUGGUCUCCAUAUUAUGCAUCUCUCAAUUCCCAUAAGCAUAAAGAGCUUUCUCGCCGUGACGAUCUUAUUUCUUGGCUUUUUUCAGUGAUGGCACUUACAGAAUUCAAAUUACCAUGGCAAACUGAUGAUCAUGUUGAUGAUAUUGAGCGCUUUAAGCAAAAAUACGAAUUAGCAAUGGUUGUUAAUCCUCUUGGGCAACCUUUCAAAGAUAUUGCAACUUACAUUCAAAGUUUAGAUUAUUCAGAUACACCAGAUUAUGCAAAGAUACACAAAUUGAUUCUAGAUAACAUUCCGGAGACACAAUUCCCAUACCAAUGGAUGAAAUUUACUCCAGAAGAUGUCGUUUUUCGUUUCGAUCCAUCAGCGAACAAUUACGAUCCAACAGGAUUUAUUAUAUCAAAAUGUCCGCAAUUUAAGUAUUUGAAUACGAAGAAAUGUUUAUUAAUUUAA
Messenger RNA from Trichomonas vaginalis G3, 972 nucleotides. Its product is annotated as protein kinase protein. The transcript has a single exon. Gene Ontology annotation, molecular function: protein serine/threonine kinase activity; ATP binding. Gene Ontology annotation, biological process: endocytosis; peptidyl-serine phosphorylation; signal transduction. Bases 1 to 972 code for a protein of 323 amino acids. NCBI's taxonomy places the organism in Eukaryota, Parabasalia, Trichomonadida, Trichomonadidae. Gene Ontology annotation, cellular component: nucleus; cytoplasm. The record is from RefSeq and is a predicted model, not a curated record.